Ricinus communis (castor bean) is the source of this 2011-nucleotide messenger RNA. Its product is annotated as alkylated DNA repair protein ALKBH8 homolog. The transcript has 8 exons. The coding region runs from base 131 to 1312 and encodes 393 amino acids. Gene Ontology annotation, biological process: oxidative demethylation. Lineage: Eukaryota; Viridiplantae; Streptophyta; Magnoliopsida; Malpighiales; Euphorbiaceae. The record is from RefSeq and is a predicted model, not a curated record. Gene Ontology annotation, molecular function: oxidoreductase activity; RNA binding; demethylase activity.
AUUGUAUACAUUGGAUAAAUAUAGAUUCGAUCAAGAUUUGUUUAUCCGGGGUACCAAAAGCAUACUUUGACGUCAUUACGAACGUAAACUCCCAAAGUAUGGAAUAGGCUGGCCCAACUUAAAUUGUUAAAUGUUUGGCAGAGCAGAUAUAGCGGGAGAUAUAAAAAUGCGUACCAAAGAGUUGUAUAGCCUGGCCUGCGGCAGGGAAGCCUCUCCAGUCACCGCCUCCUCUUUUCAGUUGCCAGCCAAACCAUCAAAUUUGCUUGUUAGCAUUAUGGGUUUAACAAGACCAAGAUUUACUAGGCCUAAGGGGGUUGAUGAGCAUUUAAACCCUAAUCUUUAUGUAGCAAACUGUGGACCAGCUGUUGGAAUUUCCUAUGAAAUGAUCGAAUCAGUUUUUAGUAGUUUUGGAGAAGUGAAAGGUGUAUAUGCAGCUGAUGAGAGUGGUGCUCGUGUCAUUGUUUCUUAUUUUGAAGUUAGCUCUGCCCAAUCUGCUUUUAAUUCUUUAAGUGGAAAGCCUUGCCCUCGUUUUGGUGGACGUUAUUUACACAUCCGCUUUUCAGUUCUUCAACCAACUUGUGAGAGUCAGGUGAAUGAUUCAAUCCCGGUGUCGCUGGUGGCUUCAGAAUUAAACAUUCCGGGCCUUUACUUGUUGCCUGACUUUGUUAGUGCAGAAGAAGAACAGGAAUUGCUUGCAGCUGUUGAUGCUCGCCCUUGGAAAAGUCUCUCUAAACGAAGAGUUCAGCAUUAUGGAUAUGAAUUUUGUUAUCAAACAAGGAAUGUCGAUACGAAGCAACAGUUGGGAGAACUUCCACCUUUUAUUUCUCUUGUACUUGAAAGGAUAUUGUCAUUUCCAGAACUUGGGGAGAGUGCAAGUUCAAUCUUGGACCAACUUACUGUUAAUGAGUAUCCACGUGGGGUAGGGUUGUCCCCACACAUUGACACCCAUUCAGCAUUUGAGGGAUCAAUUUUUAGCCUGUCAUUAGCAGGGCCUUGCAUAAUGGAGUUCAGGAGAUAUUCAGAUGAUUCACGAGCUCCGAAAGCUACAACAAAUAAUGAAAUGAUAAUAGAAAAUCCUGACAAUGGCACAAAUUUAGUGAGGAGGGCUAUCUAUCUUCCUCCUCGGUCUAUGCUUCUACUGUCCGGGGAAGCGCGGUAUGCUUGGCAGCAUUACAUCCCACACCAUAAGAUUGACACGGUGAAUGGCAAUGUGAUAACAAGGGGUUCCAGAAGAGUAUCUUUUACUUUUCGAAAGGUACGAAGAGGUCCUUGCCAAUGCGAAUUCCCGCAACACUGCGAUUCUCCAAGAUGAGACAUGUUCUGGUAGAGGAUGCAUUUGAAAGUUUACACUCCAUUUUUUGACAAUGUGUGACUGUUAAUGUAGGAGAAAACAAUCACGCCUUUCAGCCAAGCCUCAAGGUGUAAGAAUAGAUAUGAUUAUCCACACUGCUAAAUAUGAGAUGAGGUGGGUAAUUGUUGGAAAGAAUGGUUAGUAAAGAGUAAAGUUGAAGAAGUGCGGGGAUCAUCGGAAGAUCUUUGAUAAGGUGUUUCUACUUUGGCAGAAAAGAAGAGAAGGGCGAUACACCUUGCCAUGAGUGUAGGUUCACUGCCAGAAGUGUGAAAGAUGGAGAAGGAUAAUAUAAUUGAGCAAAGCAGCGUGGCAGAAUGAGGGAAUAAUUCUUUCAUUUUUCUUUUGUCUGCUACUAACAGAUCUAAACAGCAGUUCAAACACUUGUCAUCGAGGGAAUUGAUGCCGGAGUUUGUUUGAUGAAUUUUUGUUGUCUUUGGAGGAUCUUUUUUGUUUCACUUGUUUGACAAAGUAAUUUGAUUACUAGGCAUGAGAUAGGGAAAAAGAAUUUGUAACUUCUUUCCUUUUUACUACGUGGGUUCAUUUGAAACAGUUUGGAACUCUUUUGACAAUUUAAUGGAUCUGGUGAAAAAUAAGUAUGUACUUCUCCUACUAAAAGGGGAAAAAAAAAAGACUCGACGAGAAGUGACCCUCUUUUUCUCA